This is a messenger RNA of Ectocarpus sp. CCAP 1310/34, 4017 nucleotides long. Lineage: Eukaryota; Phaeophyceae; Ectocarpales; Ectocarpaceae. The record is from the annotation of a GenBank genome assembly.
AGCAGCAGCAGCAGCAGGACGGCAUGGCAAUGAUGGGGUUGACCCCGUCUCCGACGUACUCGACAUCAGGGAGGGCCCCGUACUUCGACACCGCUCGCCUCACGCCGCGCUUUUCGCCGGGCAAGGGGGUCAACGUGACGGGUUUUCAUUGCCGACCCCCCGCCUUCGCCGGAUCAGGAGGAGGGCCGCCUGCCUUGGGACCCCUGUCGCCAGCGAUGACCGAACCGCCCACGCCGCCGUCGCAGUGGCACGUUGGAGAACCCGAGGCGUUUGCUCCAACCAGACCCGGGGAUUGGGGCGGUGUGAACAACAACGUGCAAGCGAGCAGGACCCCAGCAGCGUCGGAGUCGGAACAAGGCGUUUUGCCGAUGGAGCAGCGGCCCAUGGACGAGGUAAGCGCCGUCCAGGCGCUCAUGUCGGUGGGCUUGGGAACAUCUGUCGACCUAGGAACGAGGGCUCAGCUGGAGGCUCCAACGACAACUACGGCUGCCGUGACCUCGGGGCCCGAGCGAGCCGGUGUAGCUGCCGCCGGCAAGAACAUCGCCAGUACUCCACCUGCCUUGGUUGACGCGCCCAAGCCGGUGCACAACCCCGUGCCUUCCUUGGCACGCCUGAAGCCCUUCGAGGGAGGCGAUGAUGACGAUGACGGCCUCGACAAAGACCUGUGGGUGGUGGUGGAAAAGGGCAGCGUGUGCACCUCCCGGGACUGCACCUACAGGGAUGCGGCACGAAUCGCUUCCAGAAGGCACUACCACUCCAACUGCACCCAUACACACAACGGCGGAGAGAAGAAAGGCAUGGCGUUUCAUCACCACCAGCUCGAAAAGGUCCAGAAGCAUCAACGGUCGCACAAGCGAGAGGCCACCAAGAGCGCUCCCUACAAACGCACGACUCCGGAAGACCAUCAAGCAAUGGAAGGGGCGGGUGUAGAGGGGUACCGUCCGACCGACUGGAACCAAGAGGAGACACGCAAACUGGACGAACUAGUCAACCAACUCGUGGCCCCAGUGACGCACGCGUGGCCGAGCAUCGCGCGCUACUUCCCGACAAAGACUGGAAUCCAGUGCCUGCUCCACUGGCGCUUCACGCUGAACGACAACGGCAUCAUUCGGGGCAAUGGGACCUGGGGAGCCGAGGAAGACGAACGUCUGCGAAAGCUGGCACCCGUCUUCUCUUCGCCUUCGACCGGACCUCGCUGGGCCAAGAUCGCGGAGGUGAUGCCGGGGAGAACGGCCAAACAGUGCCGUGAGCGAUACAACAACCACGUAGACCCGGGCAUCAAGAAGGACAAGAUUUGGACGGCCGAGGAGGAUGCCCUGGUGAUGCAGUUGCACGCCGAACACCACAACCAGUUCGCCAAGAUAGCGAGGAACAUUCCCGGCCGGUGCUACGACGACGUCAAGAACAGGCGAGUUCAAUCUGCUUGUGAAGCGCCGCCAGGUGGCUGUUAAGGCUGCGGAGUCGGCGCUCUCGAACGCAGGGAACAAGUCCCUCAGGCCUACGGUGGAACGCCCGGGUGGUGCGUCGGAACGCCGGUCGCCGCCUCCGUUCGACGGUACUGCAACCGCUGGGCUCUUCCAAAAGUCGGGCUUCGCCGAGCAAUCGCUCGGUGUAAAAAGAUCCACGCCCGAAAUGCCGGAGCGGUGAAGGUCAGGACAGGACAGGACAGGCAGGGUCGGGUCGGGCCGCAAUUGUUAGUAGGUUUGGUAUUUGAAAAUAGCGUCGGGGUUUGUGUGGAAACGAGCGCGGGAAGAAACGUGCCGCAUCGUUGUACAGGCUGAAGAAACGACAGACGGGUUGUUUCAGCCCGAGGUCUGUAGUUGUUGAUACGAUAACGCGAGCGUGUUGCCGUUGUCUUGAAACGCGCCGCUCAUUUACGAGGCCGUCAGACCGCUCAUGCGAGGUGUGCGUGUGUUGGCCUUUUGUUGGCUGUUGGCUCUCUCAUUUUGUUUUGUCGUUCGCUUGUUGUGCGUGGGUUGGGUUGUUUUGUUUUUUGGUCCACAGCCGUACGGAGCACGCGGUCCGAAGGGAGUCGGUCGAUGCAAGCCGGGUACACAGCGGUGCAAAAUGGUAUAAUUUAUAAUCUUGCUUAUCGGCACACUGCCCUACGGUGUUCUUGCUGAGUUUUGUUUUGUUGUUGUCAGUCCAUUGCCCUAAGGCUCAGACGACUACUGGGAGCGAUGUCGGCUUUAGUAUCGAAUCCCCCCCCCUUGCAUGCUUGCAUCUGUUGUUGCAAAGUGAGAAGACCACCGCCUGGUUUGACCUGGCCAGCGGAACGUUUGUCUCGAAAUGUUUUUUGUCAAGGCGUUGUGGUUGGUGUGUAUGCACCGCCGUUGUGUGUUUGCUGCGUCUUGUUGCAUGUGACGGUGAGUAUUAACGUUGUGCGGGGUGAAAAGGUGACGUAAGCUGCCCCCGCGCUAGAUAGUGGUGCCCUUGUUUGAAUUGAAGUUGAUGGUGAGGUCGGUGGUAGGUGGCAGGUCACGUACAAUUAGUCUUGACUUGGCUCCAGGAAAAAAUGGGCUAAUUCUGGGCGUAUUGAACUCGGCCGAAAGUUUGUAUGGCAAAGGUGCAAUAGACAGGUUUGAAUCGCCUAACUUGGAAAAUGUCUUAUGUUUGUGAGGAGUGAUCGUGAUUUUCGAGCCCCGUAGUGUGGCUUUUCAGAGAGAAUUCGCAGGUAGACAGGAAGUUGUCCGUUGGACGGCUGCAUUUUUUUACGUUUAUUUUACAGGUCGCAAGGAGCAGAAACGUAGGGAGGGAAUUGCGAUCGCGAGUGUUUUCUGGGAAGAACAGAGCAGCAAAAGUUCAGGUAGUUAAAAGGAGGAAGGUGAUCGUGUUGCCAACAAGCAGCUGUUGGCUGGAUGCAAGACAGCGGUGGUGUGCCGUCAUUUCGUAGAGUCCCACGUGCUGUGAGGAGCAUUAGAUGUGGCGAAUGGUGGGAGACGGAGGUACUCUAGCCGGUGUGAUUCGUGAAAAAUAUUGUGCACUUGCAUGCGUACGCAUAGUGUCUUGAUCAAGCGUUGGCUGUAAGCGCGACACCCGAACGUGAACACAGCCGAUGCUAUCUCUAAGCUAACCGCUAUAUAUGUUGGGCUACUAAGCUUUCUGCUUAUGCUUCUCGAGCAGCUUAAGGACUAGAGCCUUGGACAACCCCAUGACGGAAUCCAUGGAGCCGUCAAUUCUGGCGAUGAAGGGCUCGACCAAAGGGUGUUCCACCAUUAAGCCACCUGCGCACUGAAGCACUGUGCCCUCGCCACACAACUUGGUCACCACGCUUUCCGGCACCUUUGGACACAGUUUCGGCGGGAAGGAACGGAGCACGAACAUGAUUAACAGCGAUUGGGUGUACAAGUCAGUAUGACGUUCGACAUCGCCGGACAAGGGCUGAGAGGUUAACAUCAAGAGAACUGCCGAGCGCGGGGGGGAAACGUAGUAGCUAGAUGAUCAGGCUUCUUUGUUAUGUUACUUCGUUCCCAGUUUUUUUUUUGCCCUGUACUUGGAAGUAUUAUUUAUCUCCGCUCGGGGGCUCUUGGUUAUUUGUUGCCCCUGAAGGAGUGCUGUCUGACGGCUUGCUUGCUUGCUUCGGAUUUUACUUCUUGGGUUUUAUCUCGUCAAGUAGUACACUUUUGUCUAAUUUCUAUGCAUGACCGCUCCUACACAUCCUAAGCUCUUUCGGGUUCAUUUGGGGGCAGUUUGUAUGAUUGGUGAGAAGCCGACGGUACGUCGUGUCUUGUCGCGUGAUGUGCGUGGUUUACUUUCGUGUCGUUUUUUCGUUUUUACUCGUGAAGAUCUUGGCACACCUGGGGCGAGGCGUGGAGAGGGUUGGCCUGGUGGUUAGCCCGACGGUGAAAUGCUCCCCGACUCCCGUAGGCGUAUGAGGAAGGUUCAGGUGUUUGUUUUUUCUAGUGUGCUUUCUUGUAUAUACAUUUGGGUUUGUAUUUGGCUUCCGAGUUUCGGGCCCGCGGCUAACUGCUAUUUAGCAACGAAAAAAAUAAAAAUCCUUCAGAUAGGCGACGCUGA